Messenger RNA from Penicillium waksmanii, 183 nucleotides. RefSeq lists its product as uncharacterized. Bases 1 to 183 code for a protein of 60 amino acids. The record is from RefSeq and is a predicted model, not a curated record. The transcript is spliced from 2 exons. Lineage: Eukaryota; Fungi; Ascomycota; Eurotiomycetes; Eurotiales; Aspergillaceae.
AUGGUGGCCGGCAUGCAAUUGCAACGUCAUAUAAGAGAUAUUUCAGAGGCCGGAGGUCGUAAAUAUCGCGGAGGUUUAGUACAAGGAUUUUACUCUGGUGAGGGCUUUUCGGGCGUCCCGCAAGCACUGCCAGGGGUCCAGUGGGAGCUCAAGGCCGAGUCUCUGGAAGUCCCACGCCUCUGA